AUGGAUAUAGCAUAUAGGAAAUUUCUGGAAAUAUUUCCUAUUGCUAUAUCCACUUGGUGUAAAAUUACCUUCAAAGAAGCAACGUGUAGGACUGAAUGUAGUAAAACAACGUGUAAAUCAAUAUUCGGCGUUUUAAAAAGAAUAAAUCGCUCAGAAACGUCUAUAGAAGAAUUAAUACAGAAAACUAUUCCUGAAAAUAUACAGUUAAAAAGAGAAUUAAAUCUUAGCCCAGCAAAAGGUGAACAAGAACUUACAAAUGACAUUUGGUUAAUUGGUGAGAAGAACAAAUGCUGGAGAAGCUAUAUUGGAAUGGGAUAUUAUGGUUGUCAUACUCCUCAUACAAUUAUGAGAAAUAUAUUUGAAAAUCCAGGAUGGACAACUCAGUAUACACCAUAUCAAGCAGAAAUAGCUCAGGGAAGACUGGAAAGUUUGUUAAAUUAUCAAACAAUGAUAAAAGAUAUGACAGGAUUAGACAUAGCAAAUGCUUCUUUAUUAGAUGAAGGCACAGCUGCUGCAGAAGCUAUGGGAUUGUGUUGCAGGUUUGUAUAUAUUUUGGAAAUAUUAUUUUAUUAAACCAAAGUGUAAAUAAUUUUAAAAUAAGCACAGUAAUUUGUAAUAUACA
Molecule: messenger RNA, 622 nt
Organism: Centruroides sculpturatus (bark scorpion)
Lineage: Eukaryota; Metazoa; Arthropoda; Arachnida; Scorpiones; Buthidae
Product: glycine dehydrogenase (decarboxylating), mitochondrial-like
Exons: 5
Coding region: 1-573 (190 amino acids)
Biological process (GO): nucleoside metabolic process
Molecular function (GO): glycine dehydrogenase (decarboxylating) activity
Source: RefSeq, a predicted model, not a curated record